Triticum turgidum subsp. durum (durum wheat) is the source of this 1257-nucleotide messenger RNA. The record is from the annotation of a GenBank genome assembly. Lineage: Eukaryota; Viridiplantae; Streptophyta; Magnoliopsida; Poales; Poaceae.
AUGGAUAAGCCUGAACCGCUCGCCGUUGCUGCCGCCAUUGUUGACCAGUGCGUAGAGCGGGAAGACAUGGCGGCGUCGGAGCUACACUUCUUGCUGGUACCGCUGGUGGCGCAAGGCCACAUCAUCCCCAUGGUGGACCUGGCGCGUCUCCUCGCCGCGCGGGGGCCGCGCGUCACCGUCGUCACCACGCCUGUCAACGGCGCGCGGAACAGGGUCACCGUCGACAGCGCCCGGAGAGCGGGCCUCGCCGUCGAGCUCGCGGAGCUCCCCUUUCCCGGACCGCAGCUGGGGCUGCCGGAGGGGCUGGAGAACCUCGACCAGCUGCUCGACGACGUCAGCAGUGCCAUGUACCUCGCCUUCUUCCAGGCCAUCUGGAAGAUGGCGGAGCCGUUGCAGGGGUACGUCCGUGCGCUGCCGCGCCGGCCGGACUGCCUCGUCGCCGACAUGUGCAACCCGUGGACGGCGGGCAUUUGCACGGCGCUCGGCAUCCCGAGGCUGGUGCUACACUGCCCGUCCGCCUAUUUCCUCCUGGCCGUGCACAACCUGUCCACGCACGGCGUGUACGACCGCGUCCGCGACGACGAGAUGGAGCCGUUCGAGGUGCCGGACUUCCCGGUGCACGCCGUCGGGAACACGGCCACGUUCCGGUGCUUCUUCCAGCACCCCGGCGUGGAGAAGGAGCAGCGCGACAUUCUCGAUGCCGAGGCCACCGCUGACGGCCUUCUGAUCAACACGUUCCGCGGCGUUGAGGGCAUCUUCGUCGACGCGUACGCGGCGGCGCUCGGCAAGAGGACGUGGGCCAUCGGUCCGACGUGUGCCUCCGGCAUCUUGGACACGGAAGCCGACGCCAUGGCCGGCCGCGGCAACCGCGCGGACGUCGAUGUCGGCCACGUCGUCUCAUGGCUCGACGCCGGGCGACCGGCGUCCGUGCUGUACGUCAGCUUCGGCAGCAUCGCGCAGCUGCCAGGGAAGCAGCUCGCCGAGCUUGCGCGCGGCCUCGAGGCGUCGGGGCGGCCGUUCGUCUGGGCCAUCAAAAGGGCCAAGGCCGACGUCGGCGUGAAGGCGCUGCUCGACGACGAGGGGUUCGAGUCGCGCGUCGAGGACAGGGGCCUAGUCGUGCGCGGGUGGGCGCCGCAGGUGACCAUCCUGUCGCACCCGGUGGUGGGCGGCUUCCUCACGCACUGCGGCUGGAACGCCACGCUGGAGGCCAUCUCCCACAGCAUGCCGGUGCUGACGUGGCCCUGCUUCGCCGACUAG